AGAAGUAGCAGCGCGCGAGUCGAGUCUCUCGGAAGUGCGUUUCGGAGUGUAGUGAGUCGAGUCGCGGGAGUUGCAGAACAUAGGAAAACAGAAAAGUGUAAAACAUUCGUUUGAACAAAACAAAACGUGUUUGAACGUGUCGAUACCGAGUUUCGGUUCGGUCGAAAGACGGAAUAUUUUUUGUGGCGCCUACUUAGACUAGAACGUCAUUGUCGUGACACCGUGCGCGAAAGAAGAUACGAAAAUUGAUUCCAUCGCGCUGUACCGUGGCUCGUCGUUGUUCGCAGCGAUGGCUCCAAGGCGUUCGGUUGGUGGUGGUGGAUCGGUGGCCGUAGGCGGAGGACAGGUGCAGAGUCAGCAGCAAUUGCAUCAGCAGACGACUGCUUCGCUGGUGGCCAACACCGGCAGCAGUCUGUACGAUCCAUUCGGCUGGGGUGGCGCAUCCGGUGACUCGGAUCACGGUUUCGAGUCGUCCCAUUCGGCCGACGGUUCCGGCUCGGAGGGCGCCAACAUGACCCGCUGCUGCGUCCCGGUCGGCGAGUGCCUGAAGCCCAAGACCGGCAACCUGCUGGCCGACUUCGGUGCGAUGAUCAACGUGGAGGAUCUGCGGGAUUGCGUGCGCGUGCUGUGCAGCAACGACAGCUGCACCGUCGGCCAGUACAUGCACCGGGAGUGUUUCGAGCACUGGGAGGACGAGAUCCUGGGCUAUCUGAAGUCGAUCGGGCGCGCCCGCUCGUGGUCGGACAAGCAGCGCCAGCAGAACCUCUGGACGAAGAAGGGCUACGAUCUGGUGUACAAGAUGUGCGGCUGCAAGUGCGGCCGGGGACAUCUGAAGAAGGAUCUCGACUGGAACGCACCCACCACGGCCAGCAUGUUCGGACGGGCUCUGGUAGGUUCCGGAGGAGGAGGCGGCGUUGGUGGGGCCGGCAACGGAGGCAAUUCCCUUGGGCCGAUCGGUUCCGGGGAGGACGAGAGUAUGAAGAAAAAGAAGAAAAAGAAUCGCCACAACCAGAAACCGGCGGCGGCUCUGUUGGCUAUUUCGACCAACGCUAAUUUGGGAAGUACGACCAGCAGCGCCAACAGUAGCGCCACCAACAGCCCUAACAAUCAGAUGCAGAUGGUCCAGCAACAACAACACCAUCUUCACCAGCAGCAGCAGCAACAUGGUGGUCCGAAUCACCAGCAGCAACCGGCCGGGGGAGUCACCACGAAUGCCCUCUCGGUGCUGAGCAAUCUGAAGAUAUCGGACCAUUUUGCCACCUGUCUGCAACUGAGCGGCAUCAACCCGAACGGCCUCAUCAACAACCACGUCAUCGCGAUGUCCACCGCGGCCGCCGUCGCUACGGCGCGCCUCCGGGCGAACAGCCUGUCGUCGAUCAGCAACGGCUCGAGCACGCCGCCGGCGUCGGCCUCAUCGAUCGGUGGUUCGGAGCAGUCCAUCUCGCCGAUCCACAACCAGCCACCGAGCCCGGCAAGCAUCGCCAAGUUGCCGCUGACACCGAAGUCGAAGGUGGAACUUUACUCGGAGCGUGUUCGUGCCACAUCGGGUGCCAACGGGAUCUUCUCGCGUCGUUUGGACUUCUCGUCGUUCAACGUGCUGCCGCGGCAGCGGAUAAACUCCUACUCGAUCAAGAUCGAGGACGAAGGCAACCACGGUAACGAUGAGACGCGCCUGUUUAUUCUGUCCUCCCUUGCCGCACAGCACAAGUGCCGCGUCGCCUGUGUGCUCUGCGAGGAACCGAUGCUAGUCUUCGACCGCUAUCCACUGGUCGACGGAACAUUCUUCCUCAGCCCGAAACAACACGCCAAAGGAUGCAUUGAGGUGAAGUACGAGAACCGGGUCCAGUAUCUGACGUCUGUUUGCUUGAAGUGCUUGCAAGGCGUCGAACCGAACCGCACCGUACGAUGCAGGUUCUGUGUUAAAAAAUGGGAUGGUUCUUCGCUGGUGCUCGGAACCAUGUACACGUACGACAUAUUUGCAGCAAUGCCAUGCUGCACAGAGCGAUUGAAGUGUAACACAUGCUUCAAGCUGCUGCUGCAUCCUAACCAGCGGUUGAACUUCUACAGUGACUACAGCCGCAGCGUACCGUGUCCGUAUUGUACCGCGCAGGACAACCACUUCGUUAAGCCACUGUCCUACUGCUACACUAAGCAGCCACACCAGUUGUUCCAGCAGUGCGGCUUCGCGCCGGAUGCGUCCGGUCGUCAGGAGCAACAGUCACCAUUCAACGGAUCGUCCGCCUCGUGCGCUACGUCGACGAUCGCUGCCAGUGUCGCCGAGAGAGCGGCCGUCGAUUCGGCGGCCAUGAACUCCUUCAUUCAGGAGCUUCGUCUGCUCAGCAACAGCAGCACGAUCAGCAGCAUCAGCAGCACGAGCACCGAUUCCGGCUUCUCGACUUCCUACUGUGGAGACUCCAACGUGGGCAGCGGCCUGGCCCCUGCCAACACCCUCGCCAACAGCAACAACUUCGACCUCCAGCAACUACAAUUUCACCUACCGAUGAGCGGAACAUCCAACAUUCAUCAGCAGACGAGUUCAAAGCAGUUGGGUCCGGCGGGUUCCUCUGUGUUGCCAGCCGCAGUCUGGGGUAACAAAUCGCUCUGGGGACCAGCACCACCACCGUCACCACCAACGGCAACAGCAAUUACAUCAGCGUUGGUGAGUCCAGCAGCAGCAGCAGCGCCAAUGAAAUCGCCACCGGUUCUUCCUAGCGUAGCAAGUAAGGAAUUGUACUCUCCCUGGACAACGCCUACUGCUUCGGCAGGAUCCGUUCAGUCUCCCCUCGGGAUGAAUAAUGUAUACCACCACCUUCCUGCACCAAUCAUUACCUCGUCGCAAAUGCUGACACCACCUUCCCCGUUGGUCUCGAGCAACACUUCCACAAUUCCCUCCAAACCAUCCUCCUCACUCCAUGGCAACAAUGAUACGGGCAACAUCUGGGAAAGUAAACUAGGUCUGAUCGAUGCCCAGCAGCAGCACGGCCUUGUUGAACCGUUCGGGUCUAUCUGGCAGGCAACGGGAGAUGCUUCCGUUACCAACCCCCAGCAGACAUCUAUUACCGGAAACGGCAACAAUGACCAUGGCGCUUGGCAAUGCGAUGUACCUUCAAGUGGCAGCAAGGCAAUGCCAUCGGCAGCAGCAGCAGCAGCAGCCAGAUCUCAGUUCGUGCGUCCGCAGGACACUCUGUGCGACGGACUUGCGAUCGACACUACACCAAAGCUUAGUUCCCUCUGGACAGCUACGCCGUGGUCCACUGCAGGCAGUGUAACUGAGACCUCUGGCGGAAGCAGCAGCGUCCUGCGAUCGCUACGCAUGGGCAGCUCACCAGUCAAGCCUUCGGGCAAUGACGCUGGCCACUGUGUCAGUCAGAAUGAUUUUGUCGGCGGUGGGUUUGCUUCCGGCGGAACAACCACCGCUAUGCCAACCAACAACUCGUCAUCCAUGGCCAUGUUUUCGGAAGAGGUCACGAGUUAUUGGAGUAUGUUUAAUUAG
Molecule: messenger RNA, 3493 nt
Organism: Anopheles coustani
Lineage: Eukaryota; Metazoa; Arthropoda; Insecta; Diptera; Culicidae
Gene: heca
Product: headcase protein
Exons: 8
Coding region: 290-3493 (1067 amino acids)
Source: RefSeq, a predicted model, not a curated record